AUGACUACUAACGAUGCCCCUAUUGAGGGCUUCACCAGAGACCUGGAACGCGGUCGCGACGAUAAUACCCCUCGCCCAUCUACCGUCUCUGCCAGCGAUGGCAUUGGCUCCGCCCUGUCCUCGACAAACUCCUCCAUCAUGGGCGACGACAUCCAGGGCGACCUUGGCGAGGAAUGGGGCGCUCGCCACCCGUGCUACCCCCAUCUAAACCCCCACGUGCCCGUCAACUCGGUGGAAUUCGCGACGACCCGGAUCAUCCGGGUGCGCCGCGACUGGCUCCUGCAUGGCGACAUCGCGCCGGCCUUCUCGAACCUUUACCCCGAGAUCCUCGACCCCGCCGGCAUCUCAGAGCACGAGUUCCGCAAGGUGAUUAGCAAGCUCAAUGCCGAGCUGGGCGAGACUUUCAACCCGUACUCCGGGCGCAACAUCGUCGACAGCGUCAUGGGGGCUGUCACCGGCUGGCUGUGGGAUGACCUGGGUAUGACGGCGUCCAAGAAGAAGCUGGUGGCCCUGGAGAAGUGGAUUGAGCAGUGGAAUGCGGAGAUGCAAAAGUCGAUGGCGACUGAGGAAGGUGGGCUCGUCGCCCCCAAGAUUAUCUCCCUGCGGCAGACCGGAUACAUGACACUCGACAUUCGAAUACCGGAUCCCGAAAUCGCACCAGCUCCUAGUACAGCGGGCGCGAACGAAUCCAGGACAGCGCUGACGACGGAGGCGGUACCUGCCUUGCCGGUAUAG
Molecule: messenger RNA, 735 nt
Organism: Cordyceps fumosorosea ARSEF 2679
Lineage: Eukaryota; Fungi; Ascomycota; Sordariomycetes; Hypocreales; Cordycipitaceae
Product: Golgin subfamily A member 7/ERF4
Exons: 2
Coding region: 1-735 (244 amino acids)
Biological process (GO): peptidyl-L-cysteine S-palmitoylation; protein targeting to membrane
Cellular component (GO): extrinsic component of endoplasmic reticulum membrane; endoplasmic reticulum palmitoyltransferase complex
Source: RefSeq, a predicted model, not a curated record